UACCACAACAUACCAAUGUUGUACUUUGUCUAAAACAAAUCAAGAAUCAAAGCUUGCAUUUGUAUUGUCUGAAAUGGCCGAUUCAAGCACACAGAUUCUUAGCAUAGUUAUCUUCCUUGCCCUCGUUUCUCAAGGUUAUAGUCAAUGUUCCUUGCAUGAUCUCUCCGUAGAACAAAGUCAAACAGGAGCCAAAGUUCAUGGGAAAACAGAAUGGAGUGUGACUAUCACCAACAAGUGUCCAUGUGUUCAAACGAAUGUGAUUUUGAAUUGCAUUGGAUUUAAAUCUGCUGAAAGAAUAGACCCUUCACUUUUGCGUGUCACACCUAAGGGUUGUCUUGUUAAUGAUGGUCAAUCUAUCUAUUCAGAUGCUAUCAAAUUCAAAUAUUCUUGGGAUAACUCGUUCCCAUUGAAUCCUAUUUACUCAGAGAUUGCAUGUUCUUAGAUAUAGAUUCAAGGGAUUUUCUCUCAUAAUCUUUUAUCUUAUUUGUUAUAGGUUCUUUAUUGAUAAACGAUAUCAUUCUUGAA
Messenger RNA from Cajanus cajan (pigeon pea), 525 nucleotides. The record is from RefSeq and is a predicted model, not a curated record. NCBI's taxonomy places the organism in Eukaryota, Viridiplantae, Streptophyta, Magnoliopsida, Fabales, Fabaceae.